CAGUCCAUAUAUACAUAUGCUUGCAUUCGUCCUUCCGUUAUUCACAAUGGAAAUAACCUGCAAUGUCUCAAAUUAGUUAAUAAAUUGUCGUUCAAACGUCGUUUGCACAACUGAACAAAUAUCGAUUUUGCUAAACCACCUAAUGGAAAUUAUGGCACAGAUAUUAUAUGAUUGAUAUUAUGUCCAUUUUAAUUCACCUGUAGAAAUUUAAAAUUUGCAAAUAAAUUUUAACCAAGUUUAAAAAAUUAUAGACUGCUGUUUACUCAAAAUUAUCUAACAUAUAGUGAAAAGCUGAAAAGAUUUUAAUAGCAAUUAGCAACAUUUAACCACCUUCAAAAAUUAUGUAUUGAAGACUUUAUUAAACAUUAAUUCUGAACAAACAGAAAUAUCUUGCAACUUUUUAUUCCUAAAAUUUUUACCACGCCUUGGGACCUAUCCAACUUUAGUGUGAUCCGAACCCGAAGAAAUUAGUGUUUUGAAGACAACCCAUUUUCUUCUAGCUAAAGCAAAAGCAUAAUCAUGAAAAUGUAUUGAUUAUAACAACAGUGUCAUUGCUACCGGUAGGAGUUUUGUCGCCUACUUAUCUACACAACUUAUCUACAGUUUCCAUCGUAUUUGGUGACGUACAAAGCAAAAACUAUGUAAAUACAUUUCCACAUGAAUACAAACGUACAUGCAUUCAUGCGUACGUGCUGUGCAGAUCAAACCACUUGUGCAGGAUGGGUCUCAAAAUGAUGCACAACCAAAAAAAAUUACCAAAUUAAUGCUUUUCUUUCCGGAUUUGGGUUUACUGUUCGGUAUCAAGUAACAUUGGACGGUUGCAUUCAAUUCUUCUAAACUCUAAAAAAAUUGUGUAAAUUUGACCGUGCACUGUAACAAAAGUGAGGCGUGCCCAUAGUACUAGUUUUAUUAAUCAUGCUGGCUGGAACACUUGACCGAUGUUUUAAUACAACUCUGUCAAUUGGAAUGUUGUUUGUGCUUGGAUUCGUCUAUGUGUUAAAUUUUAGUGCCUACUCUUCUUACACGAGCAACAUGUUCAAGUCCAGAUUGUCAAGUCUAGCAGGAGGAGGACAUAGUAACCAUGACCGUGUAGAAACUGAUCCUCAUUCUCAUGGAUCGCUGGACGAUGAAGCUGGUCCUCGUGUAGAAGGUUCCCACGAUGAAAUGUACAAUCAAGAAGCACUCCUAUUAUCCAAAAAGGUAAAAGUUCUUUGUUGGAAUUUGACAAAUCCGGAAAAUCAUGAGACGAAGGCUGUCCAGGUACAGCGAACCUGGGGAAAAAGAUGUAAUAAACUUUUGUUCAUGAGUUCCACAGCAGAUCCAAAACUACCAACUAUUGCACUUCCAAACGUCAAAGAAGGACGGAAUUUUUUGUGGGGGAAAACCAAGGAAGCCUUCAAAUAUGUGUACAAACAUCAUUUUGCUGAAGCAGAUUGGUUCAUGAAGGCUGACGAUGACACGUACGUCAUUAUGGAAAACCUUCGCUUCUUGUUAAAAGGAAUUGAUCCAGAAUCUCCAAUUUACUACGGGUGCAAGUUUAAACCUCAUGUCAAACAGGGCUACAUAAGUGGUGGAGCAGGGUAUGUCCUUAGCAAGGAAGCUCUAAGAAGAUUUGUUGGCGAUGGACUUCCAGAUAGCAAAAUAUGCCGACAGGAUGACGGUGGGAACGAAGAUGUUGAACUGGGUAUACCUAUGCAUGGAGAACUUGGGCGUGGAAGCUGGAGAUUCUCGAGAUUCUCUAGGACGCUAUCGUUUCCUACCCUUCCUUCCAGAGCGUUAUAUUGGUCAUACUCCUGCUAAUGAAUCUCAUGGCCACUGGGAAUAUAUGUACUAUCCUCAAGAAGAGGGUGUGGGAUGCUGCAGUGACACUGCGAUAUCAUUCCAUUACGUUACUCCAAAUCAGAUGCAUGUAUUAGGUCUCGAAAACUUUGACCGCCGCCUACAGCCAAGGGGGUGCGUUUUAGAGAAAAAAGAUAUCCUGAAGACCUUGUGAUAUCUGAAAAGCGGACAUUUGAUGCUCCUAAGGACGUCUUAAAGACCACUCUGGUCUCGGAAAAGACAUCCUGAAGACCAG
Messenger RNA from Folsomia candida, 2074 nucleotides. RefSeq names its product glycoprotein-N-acetylgalactosamine 3-beta-galactosyltransferase 1-like. The coding region runs from base 916 to 1800 and encodes 294 amino acids. The transcript is spliced from 8 exons. Gene Ontology annotation, cellular component: membrane. The record is from RefSeq and is a predicted model, not a curated record. Gene Ontology annotation, molecular function: N-acetylgalactosaminide beta-1,3-galactosyltransferase activity. NCBI's taxonomy places the organism in Eukaryota, Metazoa, Arthropoda, Collembola, Entomobryomorpha, Isotomidae.